AUGGGCGAGGGACGACAACAGCAUGUAUUGAUAUCAGCAUCAGCAUCAGCGCAGGACAAGAAAGAAAAGAAAGAAAAGAAAGAUGCUGGUUUUGGAAUGAAGCGUGGUUUCCUGCUGGACAAGCCCAAGAAGAAAAAGACAAAGACUACUGUGAAGAAAGCAACGGCAAUCCCGUCGUCGAGUGCCGCAUUGUUGGAUUUGGAGGAAGCGUUUCUUCAAGUUGUUGCAUCCGCAGCAAACGACGACAACCACCACAAUGAUACUUCCACGCUUCCUUCCACGCUUCAAUCCACGCUUCUUCCGGUGCUCCAACAUGACCUUGAGAAUGCAGAAUCCUCCUCCAUGGAACUGGUGGAAGUGGACUCCCAUGCCACGCGACACUCAAUAUCAGUAAAAGAAAAAGAGACAUCGCCUACAUUUCUGGAAUGGCAAAAAGACUUGGAUCGAACUCUCUGGUCGCUCCGACGACGACGCCAACCACGACGACAAUGGCAGAGUGUGGCACACGCAUUUUGUGAAUCGCUCGAUACAACAGCAUUCUACCACACUGUGUGUUGGGACAUUCUCCUCGACCAACCGGAAUUGGCGGAACGGCGUCUGGGAUGGGCGUUGCUUCAGACUUGCAAUGCGUGGGACAGCUUUGUCUCGUACUUAUUAUUAUUGCCGUCGCAUGAGGAUCGCCGACGGACCUUGGGAGCCGUCGUCAUUUUGGAAUUUUUUGCCAGUCAGGACAUGACACCACCACCACUCCACUUGAUCCAGGCCAUACAAUUGCUGGGACAGAUCGUCACCACCACCACUACUACGACGCGGACCGUGUUGGUACAACAGUGUCUAGUGACAAUCUACAAAUUGGUCACUGUCUUGGCAUCUACCACAGCAGUCACAACAGGUACAUCCAGCAUUACACAACAACAAGUCUGGGAUCUGUCUGCACAAGUGCUCGUGCCGGUAUGGGAUCGCCACUUGGCAUGGACCAUGCCGCCAACAUCAUUGUUGUUGUCCAACAACAUUGACAAUGACACUGCUGGACAACGAGUGGCGGCUCGCAAACAAUGUACCAGUCUCGUAUUGCAGAGCUGGAAACAGUCGUUUAUUGAGUUGCAACAACAAAACGACAUCGACAAUAUGAAUACAACGGAGGUGCAUUCCACGUGGUGCCAGCACCUCCGGGGAAUACCAGAUCGUCUGGGAAUUCAUGGUACGAUUAUUGGCAGUCUUGGUCAAACGCUGUGCCGUGACGAAAUAAUGACAUUGGAGGAUGUUCGGGCAUUGAUAUUGGGGGAAAUGACGACAAUACACAAAAUCCACAACGACAGCCAUGUCAUUCUGGCGAUUCUGCGCAGUGUCGUUGCAUGGUUGGGGAGCAGCAAAAAGAAUUGCCUUGGUUGGCAGGACCCACAAGAAAUUGUGGAGCUCAUGAGCAGAAUCAUGUAUCACGCGUCGUUGGAUUCCAUUGUGCCACUGGCCAUGCACAUUUUGAACAUGUCGUGGCUAGAGUCAUCUGGGGUACCAUUCGUACCUCCCGAUGUGGUGGCCUUUCACGAAAACAACGGCACCGGUGACGGUAGUGUAAACGAGGAGGACGAUCCACAACAGAUUCCAGAAUCUUUACGGUUCUGGAUACAAUUGCUUGUUGGGCAAGAUCCAACCGCCCAGCAAGACGACGCACCACAACAACAACAACAACCAGCCGAUACACCAUCCAACAACUCGACUCCGAACGAAACCGCCAUUCAGCAACUCGCCGAACUCGUGGCAACGUCCAUCCACUAUUAUAUCAGUAUGGACUUUCCAGAUUCGGCCCAAGCAAUCAUCCGAUACAUGGUGGCUCAAAAUAAUAAUGCCAAUGACACGAUGAUGAAACCUUCCACGGUGCAAGUUCUUUUCCUGUUCUUGAAAAAGACUGGCGACAAUAUUCAAUCAGAUGAUGGUGCACCGAAACGACAAAGUCUGCUGGAUUAUGUGGCGUGCGACCUGCUCUUGGACAACUUUCACACCAACCCAACCGUUCCAAUUUGCCUCGGUCGUGCCAACGACGACAAUGUGGAUCUGUUUGUGGGUUGCUCCGUUCGUCUUGUCGUUUCCAGACAGAUCCGACUACUGCUGUCAUUAAAAGACAGUACUCUGGACAAUAACAAUUCGCCACAGCAAUCCUCGCUGUUGCUGCUCUCCCUCUUGACCACUUCUCUGUGGAGGAGCCUUCGUUGUGGCAACGAAAAGACUCUGGUGGAAACCGUGAUUUCUUCUUCCACCAGUGCGUCACAAGCUACAGCAAUCGUGACUCGGGUGGGCGAGGCGUGGAUGCACUCGCUGUGGGAUGUCGAUAACUCUGACGAUGCUAAAGCCUUGGGGAUAGUGCUAUCUGCUGUUGGGAGUUCCAUGUUCCAGCAUCCAUCGAGCACUGUCCCGUUGGCUCUGUUGGGCGCACUUUUGGGAGAUGGUAGCAAGUUCGAUAAUGACCGCAGCAAUCUAGUAGGUCCUAAUUCAAGCAGCACAAGGAAGGAAGUUGUGUGGAAUGCGGCCAUGUCCAUGAUCCAAACCGCAGUGUCCCAACUCGAUUCCAUUUGUCGCGUAGUAGAGCCGAUUGGAGAUGCAAGUUCAAGCCCUACGAAAGGGUCCGAAAUCUUUGGUCGUCUGGCUCCCCUUUUGCUGUUGCGACGGGCGCCACCAAAGCUCUUCCAUGGAGCCUACCUGUCAACGGCGGAUGAUUCACACAAUCAGGAAGAAAUGAACGGGCUGCUCAAGAACCUUGCAGACCACCUUGCUGCUAGACUGGAUAUCACAGGAGCAUCGACAACGAAUGGCAAAGAAUCCGAUGGCUUUGUGGCUGAGGAGCGUCAGAUGGCUGCGGAAGUCGCCGGUAGAUGCCUUCCCUUCCACGAGAACAAGGCGGGGUUCUCUUUUGGUGGAGCUUCUUGUUUUGAACGCAUUUGUCUUCCUGCAUUCUUGGGAGUCCUGGAUUUUUCCAAAGGAGAUGCUGCGCUUUCCGAGAAUGAAGGCAAGAGCAGAAUCCGGCGAGCCAGAGCGGCGCUGUACGCGGCAUGCCACUUUGUGCCGCUUUCCUCCAGUCUCGACAUUGAAUGUGUCGGCGAAGCGCUUGUCUCAACAGCCUCCUUUUGCCUGCAUAUCUUGAAUGCGGACCAAGACGCCUUGGAAUCCUCCAACCUUGAGAAGGAUUUUUUGCAGCUACAGACUGGUUGCAUCGAGUUCUUUGCCAUAUGCGUGGAAACAAGGCAAAGCCUGCAAAUGCAAGCGAAGCCUCAAGAGAAUGAAAGCUGCAAUCACAUUGAGCAGUUCUUGCAAGACAUCUUCCAGGCUUUGUUAGAGAUUGCCCAAACGGGGAUGCUCAAGAGAACAGAUCGAUUGGGAAAGGGACCACUAGCACAGUCAACCACCAAGCGUUUUUCCACGCCGUGUAUCACCUGUCUCUGGAACUCGCUCAUCGUGGCAGCUCAAAGAUGCUCGGAAGACGGUGGUCGCCUGCAACUUCUUGCGGAAACUAUUCUCCCCCCUCUGGUUUGCUGGGGAAAGACCAAUGACGCCCAUUUUUCUUCUGCAGAUAGAGCGGAACUGCACCCACUUUGUCUCACGGCUGCCUUACAAUUGGCGUUCAUCCUCGUCACACGGAGCAAAUCCUUCGGAGGGCUUCCAGCUACCACGGUGUCGUCAGGAGCUAGCGUACAGGCACUGUUCCGAUGGUCCCUCCUCGCAACUCAAUCCGCUAAAGGAAGUGAUGAUUAUGCAAACACUGGUCUUUGCUGCGCUGGUUUGAAGGUUAUUCUUGCGGUCGUCACCAUUUGCUAUACUGAAGGGCAUGAUGGUUCAGCUCCGGCUCUCCUCCUGAGUGAAAAGGAUCAAGCUGAAAUACUGAAAACCAUGGAACAGAUUGCGACGCAAGAUCGGGAUCAAAAAGUUCGUGUUCUCGCAACUCAUGUGCUUUCUGCCUUUGUCGGGCGAUAG
This is a messenger RNA of Seminavis robusta, 3963 nucleotides long. Lineage: Eukaryota; Bacillariophyta; Bacillariophyceae; Naviculales; Naviculaceae. The record is from the annotation of a GenBank genome assembly.